AGUUUGGACCUCGUCGGCCACCGCUCGCGCCAAUAUGGCUGCCCCCAGGGAGAGGCGAGGCGAACGUGAAGGUGGAGAAAACAGACCCUGAAUUUCUCACCUAUGGAUCGCAGCGCAGAAUUCCGGAGGUGGAAGGCGCAGUGUCUGAGCAAAGCGGACCUCAGCCGGAAGGGCAGUGUGGACGAGGAUGUGGUAGAGCUUGUGCAGCUCCUGAACGCGCAAGAACAGUUUUUCACCACCAGCUCCUGCGCUGGCCGCAUCCUCAUCCUAGACGGGGGUAUAAAUGGUUUCGAGAUUCAGAAGAAAAACUGUUGCUGGCUACUGGUUACCCACAAACCUUGUGUGAAAGAUGAUGUGAUUGUGGCUCUGAAGAAAGCGAAUGGGGAUGCGGUUUUGAAAUUUGAGCCAUUUGUUCUUCACGUGCAGUGUCGCCAAUUGCAGGAUGCCCAAAUUCUGCAUUCAGUGGCAGUCGACUCUGGUUUCAGGAACUCCGGCAUCACGGUGGGAAAGAGAGGAAAGACCGUGUUGGCUGUCCGGAGUACACACGGCUUAGAAGUUCCAUUAAGCCACAAAGGACAGCUGAUGGUGACAGAGGAAUAUAUCGACUUCCUACUAAAUGUGGCAAAUCAAAAAAUGGAGGAAAACAAGAAAAGAAUUGGAAGAUUUUACAACUGCCUACAGCGUGCUUUGGAAAGGGCAGCUCUGAGUAACUCACACCCCCAGAUCAAGGAGAAAAGUCACCCGUCAUAUACUCAUAAGAAAAAAAGAAACCCGGAAAAAGCAGAUGGCAAAGGUACUGGGGAAGAAAAUGCUGAAGAACUUGAAAAUGGUGGCGACCAUCCAGGAAUCGACGACGUGAGCACCUUCCCUGAAGACGCGAACAUUUGGCUCUGAAGGGUCUUGAUAGGUUUUAUAACCCUGCUCUUCAUAAGAGUAUUUUAGUUUGUUACGUGUAUUAGCUAUUCAGAUAAGCAAAAUUUCUGUACAUGUUAGAGAAAUCUAUCUUAUA
Molecule: messenger RNA, 1009 nt
Organism: Otolemur garnettii (small-eared galago)
Lineage: Eukaryota; Metazoa; Chordata; Mammalia; Primates; Galagidae
Gene: TYW3
Product: tRNA-yW synthesizing protein 3 homolog
Exons: 6
Coding region: 103-894 (263 amino acids)
Biological process (GO): tRNA methylation
Cellular component (GO): cytoplasm
Molecular function (GO): tRNA methyltransferase activity
Source: RefSeq, a predicted model, not a curated record